AUGGCCGACGAACGCACGCAGAGCAAGCGGGCAGGUGGGCGAGCCGGCGGACAGGUGAGCAGGCGUGGAGGGGCAAUCGGACGGGUAAGCAAGCGAGUAGAUGGAGAGCAGGAGGGCGAGCGAACACGGCCUACGACCGCGCACGUAGGCAGGCCCCGAGCGGGUACACAAGUGAGCCACGACACGCACAGCGAGAGCGAGGGCGAGGGCGAGGGCGAGGGCGAGGGCGAGGGCGAGGGCGAGGGCGAGGGCGAAAGCUCGGCGAGCAUGCAGGGCAAAGCCCCCGCGUGA
This is a messenger RNA of Fomitopsis serialis, 291 nucleotides long. RefSeq lists its product as uncharacterized. Bases 1 to 291 code for a protein of 96 amino acids. NCBI's taxonomy places the organism in Eukaryota, Fungi, Basidiomycota, Agaricomycetes, Polyporales, Fomitopsidaceae. The transcript is spliced from 2 exons. The record is from RefSeq and is a predicted model, not a curated record.